Didymodactylos carnosus is the source of this 519-nucleotide messenger RNA. Lineage: Eukaryota; Metazoa; Rotifera; Eurotatoria; Philodinida; Philodinidae. The record is from the annotation of a GenBank genome assembly.
AUGUCAUUGCUUUGUGUUCUGGUGAAAAAAGCAAGAAUUGUAGGAAAUGAUGAAAAUUGUAAUUCAUAUGUUGUAUUAAAAAUUGAUAAUGUUAAAUCGACAACGAGUGUUGUUAAAGGAUUAAAUCCAGGUUGGGAACAAGAAUUUUAUUUUGAUGUCAAUGAUAUGGUGUUAGGUUUACAAGUUGAAUUAUGGGAUCGUGGAAAAUUUUGGGAUAAAUUAUUAGGAUUAUAUUAUGUUAAAUUAAAUGAAAUUGCAACAUCAUCACAGAAUGCAGAUGAACGUUGGAUUGUAUUAGAUGGCGAACUAGUAUUAUCUAAAAAUGGUCAAAUAACGGGAACAUGUAAUCCAACGGAACAUCGUCUACUAUUAAGAUUUUUUGUCGAGUUACCUGCAGAUCUUACUGAAGAAGAGUCAAAAGAUUUACAACAAAAACUUGAAUAUUUAAAUGAAAUAUUGGAUAAAGAGGAUUUCAUCUCUGUACGCGAUUGUACAAUGAAUUUGUUCUACUUUAGUUGA